Molecule: messenger RNA, 366 nt
Organism: Oppiella nova
Lineage: Eukaryota; Metazoa; Arthropoda; Arachnida; Sarcoptiformes; Oppiidae
Source: the annotation of a GenBank genome assembly
AUGUCUUCGCUUCAGCGCCGAGACCACAACCAGCUGUGGCUCGGGCUCUCCAACGACCGCUUCGACCAGUUCUGGGCCGUCAACCGCUCGCUCGCCGCGGCCGACACCGACUUCCGGUACAUCCCGUUCCGCGUGUACGCGCGCGACCUCUCCGUCCGCCAGAAACUCGUGAAACCGCGCACAGAGUCGGGCGCGGAGACGACGUUCGGCGAGUUGUGUGCUCUGGCGUUGGGGGCGGAGAAGGCGGCGGGACUGCGGUUAUUGGUGCACGGGAUCCGCGUGCCGCCGGAAACCCCGGUUCAGUGGGUGUCCCGGCAUCUCGCGCAUUGCGACAAUUUCGUGCACAUCUGCGCUCUCGAGACGUGA